This is a messenger RNA of Necator americanus (New World hookworm), 870 nucleotides long. RefSeq lists its product as uncharacterized. The coding region runs from base 1 to 870 and encodes 289 amino acids. Gene Ontology annotation, molecular function: structural constituent of cuticle. The record is from RefSeq and is a predicted model, not a curated record. NCBI's taxonomy places the organism in Eukaryota, Metazoa, Nematoda, Chromadorea, Rhabditida, Ancylostomatidae. The transcript is spliced from 3 exons.
AUGGAGGCAGAUGACAGGCAUCGCCUGGCUGCAUAUCGUUUUGUCGCCUACUCUGCUGUCACCUUUUCGGUGAUAGCAGUAGUCUCCAUCUGCAUUACUCUGCCCAUGGUGUACAACUACAUCCACCAUGUGAAAAGAUCCAUGAGGACAGAAAUUCACUAUUGCAAGGGAUCUGCUAAGAGUAUCUGGGGCGAGGUGACCCACGUGAAAAGCAUCCCCUCCUCUAACAGAACUACUAGACAAGCAGGAAUGUGCGACGAUUGCUGUGCGCCCGGACCAGCAGGACCAGCAGGAGCACCAGGAAAGCCUGGCCGACCUGGUACUCCGGGCGCACCGGGAAUGCCAGGUGCACCCGGUCGUCCACCUCAAAAACCUUGUGUACCGGUUGCACCUCCACCGUGCCCACCAUGUGCUGGCGGACCACCUGGACCACCAGGUCCUCCUGGUCCUCCGGGACCUGCAGGGCAACCGGGCACGGGUGGCUAUGAAAGAGGAAUGGGUCUCCCAGGUCCUCCCGGGCCAAAGGGACCACCAGGUCCACCUGGAAAUCCAGGCGCACCCGGUGCUCCAGGAGCACCGGGAGAUUCGGCGACAGGGACAAGAGAAGCUGGUCCACCAGGCCCUCCCGGACCGCCAGGACCCGCUGGUCCGAAAGGACCCGAUGGCAUGGGCGAUGUAGGAAGAGGAAUGGGAAUUCCUGGACCAAAAGGACCUCCCGGACCUCCUGGAUAUCCUGGUUCUCCUGGAAAUCCUGGAGCACCAGGUAUGCCCGGAGGAGCAGGAACAGGUGGCGAACGUGGUAUCUGUCCGAAGUACUGCGCUCUCGAUGGCGGAAUCUUCUUCGAAGACGGAACAAUGCGUCGACGCUAA